Molecule: messenger RNA, 2212 nt
Organism: Eptesicus fuscus (big brown bat)
Lineage: Eukaryota; Metazoa; Chordata; Mammalia; Chiroptera; Vespertilionidae
Gene: LYRM7
Product: LYR motif containing 7
Exons: 5
Coding region: 49-363 (104 amino acids)
Biological process (GO): mitochondrial respiratory chain complex III assembly
Source: RefSeq, a predicted model, not a curated record
GCGGGGCGACUAGACUGCUGAAGAGGUAGCUGCCGCUGUGGGAGAAACAUGGGUCAGGCGGCCAAGGUUUUACAGCUCUUUAAAACAUUGCACAGGACCAGACAACAAGUUUUUAAAAAUGAUACCAGAGCAUUAGAAGCAGCCAGAAUAAAAAUAAAUGAAGAAUUCAAAAGUAAUAAAAAUGAAACUUCUUCUAAGAAAAUAGAAGAGCUAAUAAAAAUAGGUUCCGAUGUGGAAUUGUUGCUCAGAACAUCUGUUAUACAAGGUAUUCACACAGACCACAAUACACUGAAAUUGGUUCCUAGGAAAGACCUUCUUUUAGAAAAUGUGCCAUAUUGUGAUACACCAACUCAGAAGCACUGAAUUUCUAGGAUAAAAUCAAGUCUUUAUAAUUUUUAAUUUUAAAAUAUAUAACUGCAACAUAAGUCCUAGAAAUGCAGAUAUUUUUCUCUGAAUUGGCAUGGUGAAAAUUAGUCAGAGUAUAGUUUUAUAAUUAAAUUUCCCAUUUAAAAGACAUUGCUGAAAACUUCAGGCCAUAGCUAAGUAUUUCUAAAGAACAUUAGAUAAGAAGAUAUUUCAUUUUCAUUGAAAAAAAAACUUUACCAAGUGAUAUAAAUGCUUAGGGAAAUAUAUCAUAUUUAUUUUUCUUUGACCUUGAUGAAUAUUUUGCUCUUAUUAUAACUAUUUGAGAAUGCUGUGUUUUGGCAAGUUGAUGGGUUUUCCUCCCAUGUGAAAUGAAACCAUUAGAUUAAAUUGGCAUUUAGUCCCAAACAUACUACAUUGGUCAAAAUAUCACAGUGUGUGGCCCUAGCCAGGUAGUUCAGUUGGUUACAGCAUUGUCUUGAUACUCUAAGGUUGCAGGUUUGAUGCCUGCACAAGGCACAUAUAAUAAUCAACCAGUGAAUGUAAAUAUAAGUGGAACAACAAAUUGAUGUUUCUCUCUCUCUCUCUCUCUCUCUCCUUUCCUUUCUCUCUGUAAAAUCAAUAAAAAGUUUUUUGACAAUCACAGUGUGUGCCAACUCUCACAGAAAGUGGCCCUUGUUUCCAGAAGCACUGAAAUGGUUUCUGUAGCUAACAAGUAAUACAGUUUCUUUUUACAGAUAGGGAAUAUCUCUGUGUUCCUAAAAAGACAAUUUUUAAUCAGUCUUCUGAAAAUAGAUGAUAAAAUAUCAAAAUCACCUAGUAUCACCUAUGUAGAAUAAAAAAUCCUAAUUUUUUAAAUAAAUAGUGGCCCUUAGUCAAACUAUAGCCUUCGUAGAAUUAGCAUUUAAUUAGACCACAGUGAAGCUUUAUUGUAAAAAUGUAAUAUAUGACUGCAUCCUCUUCAUUUUUAAUCAUUAAAACUUAAAUGGCUUUUCUUCUACAUUUCUCAUCCCUGAAGAGAUUGGCAGUAUUAUAAAAUAGUCUAGCAUUCUACCAUUUAAUGGUGGUAACUAUAAAUUGUAUUUAAUAUUAUUUUUGUUUCUCUUUUAUGAGUAUCUUUACCAUUUUGUUUUACUCAAUGAGCAGUGUGUUUUCUCCCAUUCACUGAUUGAUUCUCCCAUUCAAUGAUAACACAGGAUUUUACAAGAUUCUCAAUGCUUUGUUGGCAAAACAUAUUGGUAUAUCAACAUGGGAUAUAAAAUUUUAUAAUUAAGCCCUGGCCGGUGUGGCUCAGUUGGUUGGGUGUCAUCCUGUGCACCAGAAGGUUGCUGGUUUGAUUCCCAGUCAAGGGCACAUGCCCAGGUUGCAGGCUUGAUCCCGGUAGGUGUGUGUAGGAGGCAGCUGAUGGAUGUUGUGUUCUCAAAUUGAUGUUUCUCUCUCUCUCCCUCUCUCCCUCUCUCCCUCUAUUCCCACUCUCCCCCUUCCUCUCCCUCUGAAAAUCAUUAAACUAAAAAAAAAAAAUUAAUAAUUAAAAAUAAUUUUAGGAGAUCAGAACAUUAUCAAAAUUAUUUACAUGUAGAACACUUAAACCAGAGACUACCCUUAAUGCUUCCUAGUAUUUUUUAGGAAAUUAGUAGUCUAUGGAAUGGAUUAUACAUGUCAAAAGGUUUGCUACUUCCCACGUGUAUUAUUGUAUAUAUGGAAAUCAUACCUACAUAAAAAUUAAAUAUAUGUGUGUUCUGGAUACUAAUCCUGUGUUGGUUAUCUGUGAUGUAAAUGUCUUCUUCCAAUAUGUGACUCAUCUCUUAACUCUGUUUAUUAUAAACCUGAAGUAUAGGAGUAUAUUUUA